GCGCCCGACGUGGUGGUUCCUGUGCCUGUGCCUGUCACUCCGCCCGCUGCUACCUGGCAAUCUUGCUCCCUAACCUUGGAGCCGUUGCUGUCCAACUUCCGACCAAGGCACGCAGUUUUCUUUUUCUCUGCCUGUAAUUGACGAGACUGGGCCUGUUGUGUGGACUCAUAAUCGAAAUUGCAUCACCAUCCAGCAUAACUAGCCGAGGGCAGACACACCACCCCAUAUAACUACACCUCGUCGCCAAACCCCGACACGACAGAGAGACGGACCAAAUCACCAGUACCAGAGCGGCGGCAGGACGAUCGUGAAAGGCCGACGGGUAGCACAUAGGCAAGAUGCCGUCACCUACCUCUGAGGGACCCACGGUCACCCUCUCCUUUGCCAACAACUUCUGGGGCAAGGACGAUGCCGGAGUCCCACCCAUGCUCGAGCGCAUGCAUGCCGCCAAGCAGACCUGCGAUGAGUUGCGAUCCUUCUAUGCCACACGCGCCUCCAUCGAGGACGAGUACGCCCGCAAGCUGCUGUCCCUCUGCCGCAAGUCCCUCGGCUCCCAGGAGAUGGGCAGCCUCAAGACCUCCCUCGAUACCGUCCGCGGCGAGGUCGAGUGCAUGGCCAAGCAACACCAGAACAAUGCAGCACAGAUGAGGUCGGAGCUCGAGGAGCCACUGGCUGCCUUUGCAGGCGGCAUGAAGGAGCGGCGCAAGAUCGUCCAGAAUACAAUAGAGAAGCUGCUCAAGACCAAGCAGCAACAGACCGCACUGGUCAACAAGACAAGAGACCGGUACGAGCAAGAAUGUCUCAAGAUCAAGGGCUACCUGGCCCAGGGGCACAUGGUCAUGGGACAGGAGGAGCGCAAGAACAAGGCCAAGCUUGAGAAGACACAGAUCAGCCUGGCAACAUCUAAUUCCGAGUACGAGGCCGCCGUCAAGGCCUUGGAGGAGACCACUGCUCGGUGGAACCGGGAGUGGAAGGCCGCAGCCGACAAGUUCCAGGACCUGGAGGAGGAACGCCUUGACUUCACCAAGAGCAGCCUCUGGACCUUUGCUAACAUCGCAUCGACCGUCUGCGUUAGUGACGACGCGUCUUGCGAGAAGGUACGGCUGUCCCUGGAGAAGAUGGAGGUCGAGAAGGACAUCAUCACCUUCAUCCGAGAAAAGGGGACCGGUCAGGAGAUCCCAGACCCACCAAAGUACAUCAACUUCUGCCGUGGGGAUGUCGAAACACCCGUCGAGGAGGAGGACGACGAAGCAUACUCAGUAGCCCAGUUCCCUCGGAGUAUCAACCCGGCCUUCCGUUCCUCGUCGCCACAGCCAUCCACCUACGAGUCCCACCACGACCCGGCCAAUCCUCUGGCCAAAGAACUGGGCCACGACUUCGCGGCACCCGGCGGCAGGGAGCGAACAAUAACACCACAGAGGCUUGCACAGCAGGCUAGCGAGCCUCGGAGCAGCAGGGACCUGCCUCGCGAUCUUCAAAGGCCCCAGCCCCCAGAGUUUGACCCAAACGAGUUUGCACCCGUGCCUCACGAUCCCUAUCCAAUGGACGGCAUGACCAUGCUCUGCCGCACGGGGAACCCUGCAAACCCUACCGGCUCAGACCUGGGCUCGCAAGUGAGUAGUGCAACAUCGGGCUCAUCUGACCGGCCGACGAGCAGAGAUGAGCAUAGUGACUACUCGGCCCCGACGUCGUAUUCGAGCCGAGACCCAAUGAGCGGCAAGUCGUCCCCGGUCAAGCAGGACGCGCCGCCCGGAUCGCCAGCCACGGGCGGGGACAGGAAGCUGAAGAAUAGGAGAAGCGGCUUCUUCCAGAACCACAGCCCAUUCAGCAGGCGUAAGAGCACCAGGGAGCGGGAGGUCCCAUCGAACAGCAGGAACACUUGGCACCCUGGGAACAGCCGGACGAACUCUGAUCGCGACAUGCCCCAGAACCUGUUGCCGGACAGAUCAGUGGCCAGCCCUGAUCCCAUAGACCCCAAUGCCGACGUCGCCAUCAACAUUGGAGAGAAUGUGCUGCCCGUGAAGCUUCCCGGCAGACAAAAGGCAGCAGCAGCCGAGCCCGAGCCGCAGGAGGACGACCCGAUCGCACAAGCCCUGGCGGAGCUCAAGGGGGUGACGCUGGGCAAGCAGUCCUCGGUCCGCAUGUCUGCAGACCACUACCACGGCAUCGCCACCCCAGCCCCAGGCUCACAACCCUUCUCUCGAUCAGUGCCCCCGCUGAGCGGUAACAAUGCCGCCGCAGCCGGGAUGAGAGGGACGCCGCCCCCAUCCUACGACCAGCCCGUGCACAGCAGGCUGGGUGUCCCAUCGCCGGCGGUCACCUCCAAGGCGAUGAAGCAGGCGACGCAGAAGUACACGCAGCAGACGCGGAGCCUGUUCUCCGGGGACAGGCCCGGCUCAGGCGGCUACGCCAGGUCACCCUCCCGGCCGCCGACGCGAGGCAGCGACAUGCCACGGGCCGCCUCCCCCGCCCCGCCCCGGAGCGCCUCCCCACUACCAGGCAGCAUGAACAACAGGACGGCAUCGCCAAACCCUUACGCGGCAAGCCAGCGCGGCAGCAUGGACUCGCGCCACGGGUCGGCGCAGAUGGACGCCCGGCACUCGGCGCAGGGCUACUACGGCCGCAGCACGCCCAACGACGUGCCGCGGUCGGCCUCGCCGCUGCCGCCGCGCGACUACGGCCGGCCGGCCAGCAGGGCUGGCAGCAGCUUCGGGGCGUACCCCGGCGGUGACAUGUCCAGGGGCAUGUCGCCCGCGCCGACGGAGGACUCGUACGGCGGGUCUACGAGGGGGCGGGGCGGGCGGCCCGGGACGAGCCAGGGCAGCAACAGGGGGGCCAUGGGCCUCUACGAGCCCCCCGGGGCCGUGGCGCCCGCGUCGAGGCCGCGGAGCAAGAGCGUUGCUGAUGGGGGGAGGCAGUACACCCAGGACGGGAGGCUGAUCCUGCACUUUGCACGCGCCAUGUACGUGUACCAGGCGGCCAUCCCCGAGGAGCUCGGGUUCAACAAGGGCGACAUCCUCGCGGUGCUGCGCCACCAGGACGACGGGUGGUGGGAGGCCGAGGUGCACGGGGGCGGCGGCCAGAGCGGGCUGGUCCCGAGCAACUACCUGCAGAUGAUUUAGGAGGGGGGCGAACGAACCAACGAACGGACGGAUACCAGCAUCGAGGACUGACCAUGCUACGCGAUUGCCCUCACACACUCACACACACACCAACCAGUGCGAAAACGCCGGCAUCAGGAUCGGAGUUGGAUGACCUUUUUUUUUUUUUUCCAAGUUGACGAACCAUAAUUCUGCCUCGUGUUUAUCUCUUUCUUUCUCCUUGAUGCGGUCUUUUUCUGCAGGCGGCGCAACGGCAUCACCCCAGCCUGGAGAUGAGCAGUGGGGAUGGGAAGGGGGAGGUCUCCCGGCUCUGCUUCUUGGCCUGGGCUUGUUUGUUUGUUUGUUUGUUUGACUGGAUGGAUUGCGAUGGUUUGGAUUGAUUGAUUGAUUGAUUGGUUGGUUGGUUGGUUCAGUUGUUGGGCCUGAAUCUGGCCCAUUGUUACUGUACGCUUCAUGAGGACGAAAAGGGAUGCUUUUGACGGGGUUUUUUGAUGCCUCUUUUCAAUGUCUAUAGGCGGCCUGGACUAUGCAUGGAUGGCUGGAUGUAUGUAUGAGGAAUGAUGAAUGGGG
This is a messenger RNA of Diaporthe batatas, 3671 nucleotides long. Its product is annotated as formin-binding protein HOF1. Gene Ontology annotation, cellular component: mitotic actomyosin contractile ring, proximal layer; plasma membrane; cytoplasm. The record is from RefSeq and is a predicted model, not a curated record. Lineage: Eukaryota; Fungi; Ascomycota; Sordariomycetes; Diaporthales; Diaporthaceae. Gene Ontology annotation, molecular function: phospholipid binding; protein binding. Gene Ontology annotation, biological process: cytoskeleton organization. Bases 339 to 3122 code for a protein of 927 amino acids. The transcript is spliced from 5 exons.